Molecule: messenger RNA, 1258 nt
Organism: Ruditapes philippinarum (Manila clam)
Lineage: Eukaryota; Metazoa; Mollusca; Bivalvia; Venerida; Veneridae
Product: guanylate-binding protein 2-like
Exons: 3
Biological process (GO): DNA integration; DNA transposition
Molecular function (GO): DNA binding; GTPase activity; GTP binding
Source: RefSeq, a predicted model, not a curated record
CACAAAAAUGUCAGAAAACUUGAAAGUUUCAGCCACCGACACAACGGACAAUAACUUUGAUUUACUAAUGCCUGAUUUCGUCUUGUGUAUCCGUGAUUUUACUCUUGACCUUGAAAUAGACGGAAAAGAGUGUAGUGAAGACGAUUAUUUUGAACACUGCCUGAAAGGAAAGAAAACAGAAAAUAGCAAAUUAGACGAAGCAUACAACAGACCAAGGCUGUGCAUUAAAAAAUAUUUUACAAAAAGGAAAGCGUUCACAUUUGAUAGACCAGCCUCAAGAAAGGCAAUGAAGAACCUCGAACAAGCUAAAGAAGAAAACCUUUCCGACGACUUUGUUAAUGAGACGAAAAAGUUUAUAGCAUAUGUCUAUGAACGUCCGGCAAAAAUGCUGCAAAAUAAAAAACUUGUAACUGGCCGCAUGUUACUAGAAUUAUUGAACGCCUUUGUGAAAGCGAUAAAAAAUGGUACAGUUCCAUGUAUAGACGAUGCUCUCACCGUUAUGUCAAAACAAGAAAAUGAGAGACAUGCAAAAGAUGCCAUUGCCAGUUUCCGUGGUGAGAUAGGAAAACUAAGUAUGCCUUUUGGGAAUAAAACUCAACUUCUAGAAAAGAAAUUUUCUACUCAAUCACUCAUUCUCACUGGUUUGAAUUCGAAACUUUUGUUAGAUGACAAUCAUGCUAAAGAAAUGGAAGUAAAGGUAAAAUAUUUGUUAAUUUUUGAGGAUGAUGUUAUUAACUCAAAUAAUAUUAAAGGUUUAAAACGUCGUCUUCGUGAAGAUGAGAUGGACAGGGGUAUUGGAAUGUUGGAGGCUGGCCCGUUCCAAAGGCCCGUUGCCCAUGUCCUUGGGGUAUCCAAAAGCGUAGAUAUCCCAGGAUGUGGAACGGAUUCCAAAAGGACUGAAAAUGUCUUGCAGGGCCUUGCUGAAGUCGGGAAACGUUCAACGACUCAAAGCCCAGGACCGAUUUAUUGUCCUUCAGACCAGGCGCCAAACCGUUCUCUGAACGCUACGACCCUACGUAACGACUUCCAGAAUGUAACUGGUGUCGUGAUAAGCACACAAACUGUUAGAAACAGGUUGAAUGAUGCUGGGUUGAGGUCACGGAGGCCAGCAAUUUGCAUUCCUUUGAAUCAACGCCAUAUUCAAGAGCGUUUGCAAUGGGCGCAGAGUCAUGUCACAUGGACAGUUAAUGAUUGGACCCCGGUCCUCUUCACUGAUGAGUCAAUGUUUUGUUUGGACUUCAUGGACAGACGGGUUAGG